This is a messenger RNA of Stylonychia lemnae, 2712 nucleotides long. NCBI's taxonomy places the organism in Eukaryota, Ciliophora, Spirotrichea, Sporadotrichida, Oxytrichidae. The record is from the annotation of a GenBank genome assembly.
AUGAAAUAAAGAGCUCCCCUCGUAACAAACACUCAAGUGUAAAAUAAAUAUAAUCAAAACCUAAAAAAGCCAGGGAAAUCUACUCAACCUAACACCUCUAGAAAAAACAUCAACUAGUUAACAACCAAGUCACAGACAACUAAUGCCACUAGCAAUGGUGUUUCUAGCUUUUUAUCAAAUAAAGAGAAUAGAUGCGAAGUAUAAGCAAAACCAUUAGAGCAAAUAUAAAAUCAACAACAGAAUUCUACAAGAAACGACCCUAAAGAAAAUCCAAUGCCUACGAAUUUUAGCAAUAUGAGAACUAACAAUUACAUGUCAAGUCCCAGUGUGUGCCCGAGCAGCCUGAGCACUCACGAAAAGAAUUUUUUCUCAGGUCAUAAAUCUUCGAUGCUGAUCAACCCAGUUACUGUUAAUUCGCAUGUAUCAGACUUUAAAUAGCAAUUCAUGAAUACAAUUGACGAUAAUAGAGGCACCUAUGUAAACCAAUUCCCUCAUCUAUCCGAAGAAGACUUCAAGAUUAAGAUACUAACUAUUGAAGAAGCUAACUCCAUUGAUGAGGACACAAGCAGUAUGAGAGGGCCUAUCUAGCUACCUUAGACCCAAUUUCAAAAUGUCUUUUAAAUUCGCAAAGAUUCUAGACUUGAGUCUAGCCAGAUGAUUACUGGGAUAACUGGUAGAGAUAGUGAGAAAGAAGACAAACUCAAGGGCUUAGAUACCCUAGAUAAGGCACUGACUCAGGGCUAGUGGAUAUCUAGCACUCAAGCUUGCACUCUUUAAAUGGGCUAAGAGACUUCAAGGAAUGUCUACACUCAUUAAAAUAAACAAAUUAUGACAACUAGAGCAGGUCCAUUUGAAAUGGUUUAGUGCCCCUCUCCACAGAGUAAAUCAGCACAAUUUCACAAAAUAGAGAAUAAGAUACUGAUCACUCAAAUUGAAGAAGGUGAUGAUUGUGAAGAUGAUUGCUCAAGAGUUAUCACACAGGGUAUUAGGUAAUCCUUGAACUCUACACUCCAAAUUAAUACAAGGUCAAGCAAUCAGCAAAGUAGAGGAACUCAUGGUCCUCACAUUAACGAGUAAAAUCCAUUCUAACCUCAUAAAACAACUUUUGAAAGUAACAUGACUUCAACUGAGAAUUAAUGCAGCUGUAUCACCUCUUUAGAAGGUCAAUCAAAUUAAACCUGUAGUUAAUGCAAUUGCCACACUGGAAACUCCCAUCCAAACAAAUCUAGAUUUGUUAUCAAUCUCGAAGCUGUUCUGCAUCAGGAAGUCAAACUGUGGUCUAUUAUCCUCUCAUUAGAAGACUUUGGUCCUCAUAAUAUGAAUACCAAAAACGAACUAAUGAUUCUCUGCGAAGAAUGGUGGGAGGUCACCAAAGACUCUUAAUGUCUCUUUGAUAUCUAUAAAAUAUACAAAGAUCCUAUAACUAGAAAAACCAUCAGAAAAGCUCUAGUAAUGGAAUGCAUAAUAGUAGUUCUUACUGCAUCUAUUGUUUAAAAUAGAAACAUUGAAUUAUCUAAGAGCAUCGUUAAAAUAUUGAUUAAGCUGUUCAGAUAUGCUCAUCAAAGCUUUGUACAUCUCAUCUGCUAUGUACUACACAGAAUGGGAUUGGAGACUAUAAAUUAAAAUGUAUGGUCUGAUGCACUUAAGGACAUUGUUUUCAGCAAGGCUAGAUCAAACGGGCAUAGAGUGCUAAUGAUGUCAGAUGAAAAUAGAAACAUAGAAAUAAACAAACUUAAUGAUAAGAUAUUCAAAGGCUUGAGAUCGGUAUCUCUUAGGCUGAAUGACUAACUUCAGGUACUAUUCAGCUAAGUUGGCACUAUCAUCCUUGACAUUGAAAAAAUACACAUUAAUCGUGUGAAAGACAUGCUAAUCAGAGCUCUGAACCAAGAAGCUAUGAUUACUUUGCAAUAAGAAUAAGAAUAGUAGCAAUUUCAAAAUCUAUCUGAUCCUAGAAUAAUAUCCCAUCCCUAAAAAAAUUAUCAGUAAAACAUGAUGAACAGCAAUAUACCAUAUCUUCAAGUAGCAAUUGAAAAUGGAGUAUAAAUCUAAUAUGAACAAUUGAAUGAGAACAGCGAUGAUUCACUACAGUUACCAUAAGUGAUUCCACCCUUCCUACCACCACUUACUCAUCGCAGAUAUACUUUAGUCCUAGAUUUGGAUGAAACUCUGAUACAUUACAUUGAGACUGCUAAUGAGCCUAAUACCAGAUACACUUAUAAUCAGUCAUAAAUAGGAAAUUAUUUGACCCGUCCUGGAGCCUAAGCCUUUAUCAAAGAGAUGUCUAAGUACUACGAAAUAGUGAUAUUCACUGCUGGUAUGCAAGAUUAUGCUGACUGGGUAUUGGAUAAUCUUGACUCUGAGGGCUAUAUUUCUCAUAGACUAUAUAGACAGCACACAUAGUAAAGAAGUCAUGUAUUCAUAAAGGAUCUAUCAAGGAUUGGUAGAGAUCUUUCGAAGACAUUAAUCGUAGAUAAUAUGAGUGAGAACUUCCAACUCUAGGCUGACAACGGUAUUUUCAUAAAAUCUUGGUAUGACGACCCAGAAGAUGAUGCCCUCUUUGACUUGGGGCAGCUGCUAAGGCAAAUAGUGGUGAAAUAAGUAACUGAUGUGCGUGUGGCACUUAGAAUAUUCAGAAUGCAAAUGAAUCAGCAAUUGUAAAUGGGGGUUGAGAAGCCUACUCUCGACCUAGAUGCUGCAGAUCAAAUUUUUUGA